Messenger RNA from Orbicella faveolata, 1496 nucleotides. RefSeq lists its product as uncharacterized. The record is from RefSeq and is a predicted model, not a curated record. NCBI's taxonomy places the organism in Eukaryota, Metazoa, Cnidaria, Anthozoa, Scleractinia, Merulinidae.
CUUAAUCGGGCUUUGAACAACUCGCCCCUGAGUCUUACCUGUGUGACGUCACAGGAUAGUUCGUCCCUAACACGCCAAGCCUUCUUGCAGCGCGAAGCCUGGUUCCACAGCUUGGUUGCUAAGCCAACGAACGCGCUCGUUCAGUUUGUUGUGGAUUCCAGUGGAAUUUUCUCUGUUGUUUCCAGCUGUGGAUUUUCAUACUUUUUAACCACAAAGCAAAAUGUUCAUCAGCAGCAUGGCAAAGAAAAGACCCUCAGAGAAGGAUUCAUUUUAUAAUUUACGACCUCUGCCUUCCAGAGGAACAAGAAAGCGAAACCCAGACGAAGACUUCAUACUGCGAGGUCGACGAACACCAGUCAGAAUGAAACCACAGAACUACAGAACCAACUCUGAAAUGACUAUAUCCACUUCAGGACUGUUACAUAAGAGUACAAGAACACCUUCCCGUCAGUCAGUAAGCUUUCAAGACUUGCAAACAUCUGACGAAGAGUUUGAUCCCAAUGAUUUAGCCUUGGAUUUGUCCGAAUUUUCUGAUGGCCCAGAGGAAGAGCUUGCCAGGUUGCACGAUAAGCCCAGUACAACUGAUGCAUUUCUUAACAGUAGUUAUAAUUCAGAUAGCUGGUUUAUAAAGCCAGUUCAUCGCACAGCAAGUCCAGCAGUUGACAUCGAGAAAAUUGCGCAAAGACAGCCAUUAAAAGCUUCCGUGUUGAGGUCAUCUAUGGAAGGAAAUGUUACAAGUGAUCCAAGUGAAAAUAUCAGGAAAACGCCCGUCAGGGACUUUGAUUUGUCACUUUUUAGGGAUGCAGAGAAUCAAAUGUUAUCUUCAAGAACAAUCAGUGCCUUGGCUACACCUUAUCAGGAAGAACUGGCUAGAUUACGGUUAGACAGACUGCGUUUAGAGGAGGAAAGACUCCUUAAAAAGAAAUGCGUGGAGGAACUUGAAAGAAUCCGUGGUCCCAAACCCAGAUGGUACGAACUGAAAACUCCUGAUUUUCACCAUGAAGCUAAGAGGAACAAUGACAUUUUAUCUUUAUCCGGUCAUUAAGGAGAUAUCAUGGAAUAUAGGGAUCAACUUUUGUCUUGUGUUGGGGAAGAAAAAGUUGUAUUGUAAUGGACAACAUGUUUCUAAAGUAGCUAUUAAGUUAAGUCUUGGCAAGUUUAACACAAAAAUAAACUUGUUUUCUUGAACGUUUGACAUCACAUUUCUUUUUAAUGAACUAAAAGAAGACUGCUUUGUUCCAAACUGACUACAUUUUCUAAUUAUGUCCUAACUAAUAAGGUGGAAAUGAGUAGUGUAUUUUUCAUUAUUAAUAAUGAAGUUGAUAUGAAGUGUGAUUAACAAUCAGUGUUGAAAGAAUCAAAAUGUCCCUAAGAGGCAGUUUACUCAGUUCCUCUUUUGCAGAAUUGACACUCUGUCUGAAAUAUAAUUUUGACUGCUAUACCUCAGGAACAUUUCGAGUUGUUACCAAAAUGCCCAUAGCUUUAAUUUAGUAGGA